UGCAGUGAAAGUGGACUUCCCCAAACUUGGAGUUUGAUCAGUCACUGGGGCAAUGUGGCUGUGGUGUUUGGGAUCCUCGCACAUUAAACUGACAGGGUAGCCCUCUUUUUCGAGGUUAGGAUUAUUUAUUUUGAGGCGUUUUUAAAGUAUGACUUCCAGAAGUGGAGCGAUGGACUGGCGGUGGAUAGUUUUCUCACUGUUUUUGAACUUUCACUUCACUUACGGGUCUCCCCCCUCUUAUGACUUGUUCCAUGGAGCUGCAUACACUGGACCGGUACACAGACACAGAAACAGGAACUGGUGUGCCUAUGUGGUGCGUAAAAACGUGAGCUGCGCGGUGCAGGGGAGCGUGGAGAGUUUCCAGGAGCCCGUGAUGGCCCCCUGCCCAGCAUACCAGCCAGACUGCCAGAAACAAGUGACAUACCACAAUCGGUUUCGACCCACGUACAAGAUUGCCUUCAAAUCAGUCACAGAGUUGAAGUGGAGAUGCUGUCCUGGUUACCACGGUCUGGACUGCAAAGACUUAAAACCAGCCCCGGACCGACAAACAGUUCAGGGAACACAGCCCUACUACCCACAGAAUCCUGGAUAUACACCCAGACACACGCAGAGGCCAGAGCGGAGAGAGACAGCGCACCAUGAAACGAGGCGUGAUGGGGGGGAUAAGGUGCAUCUUCUGGAAGGUGAAGUUCAGCGCCUCUCUCGGAUAGUCCAGGAUCUCCAGUCCGCUUUGACAGGGUUAACCACCAACCUCCGCACAGACCUGCAAGACGACACAAAGAAGAUACUGGUGACGCUUCUCAACAACAUGCGUCCGCCAGACAGCUCUCCAGCUGCAGACACCGAGGACAGCCCGGCAGUGCUGGACGGUCACCAGGCUACUAGAGGAGGGAUCGUUGGAGACAACGCUAUAGACAAAAUAGUGACCCGGUUGGAUGACCUUAACAAUGAAAUGAAAAUCAAAGAUGACGCUUUGGAGGACCUAAGAGGAACCAUGACAAGUCACGAGGGACAGAUCCGCGUCCUGAUGCAAGCCUCUCAAUCUCAGGCUCCUGCCAUAGCGGAGUUUGAUGUUGUCCAGAGCUACGUUGAUGGAACAUUUGAGAAGCUGAAGAAGGAGCUGGACCAGAAUGUGGAGGAACAGAUGGCCAAGCUUCAAAGCUCAUGCAAUGACAAGGUCAAGACCUGUGAAGACAGCCGUGAUGAAGGUUUGCUCAAGCUGACCAAGCUGUUAGAUGUCAAGGAGACUGAUCUGAGGAAGGAGAUCCGGGCACUUCGUCUGGACAUGGCAGCCGCAGAUGGACCGAUACGGACUCAAAGACAGAUUAAUCCAUCCGAAGAGGAAGAGGAUCAUAGUGACCAUAAAGACCUGUGGCGUGAGAUUGACCGUAUUGCAGAGGCUCAUCGCAUCUUGAAUGUUCGCAUUGACAACGAACUGGCGCACCUGUCCGCACCUCAGGAAGACAAUGAUUUCAGUCUAAUCCUUGAAGAGAUGGAGGCACGCAUUAAUAUUACGGAGCAAAAUGCAGAGACUCAUUGUUUCUAUAUCGAAGAGAAACUUACACGUACAAUUUCGGAAGAAGUGGCAGCAAUCCGGCAGCUUCUGGAGGAGCGUCUGAAUGGCAUGGAGGACCAGUUUACGAACAUGCUGGUGGAAAUGAGCAACAGCUCCUUCCCUGGGAUGUUUAGUAACUCCAUGGAUGCCAUCCAGACAGAAGUCAACAAUAACAAGUUCCUCCUCCAAGGUUUGGAUGAUAAGGUCAAUGCUGUUGGAGAGUUGUGCUCUGCAGGAUGUUCUGGCUCAGGAAUAAAUGUAGGUGCAGUGAGUUCAUCGCCAACACCUAAAGGUCUAGAAAGCAUAUUAAAGGACCUGACUCGGUUCAGGAAUGAUUUGGACAUUCUUCACACUGAUGUCAAUUCCAACGCGGUGAAGCUCAGGCAACUAGAAGAUGUUGUUGGAAGACAUUCGGUCACAAAUGAACGUCAUGUGAAGACGAUGGAGGAUUUCCAGAAGGGAUUGAAUAAUCUUAAAGAUAAUGUGCUUGGUCUGGCUGGUGCUGUUACCGGUUUAAGUGACUCCUUAAGCAAAUACAACCAGGAUAUGCACCAAAUAAACUCCACAUGCUGCCAUGCAGAGCAGAGUGGCCCUGGGGGUCGAGGGCGGGACAACUGGGCCUCGGCCGUUGCAGUACCCAGCGUCCAAACAGACAACACCAGACAUCAGGUGGAGGAGCUGAAGAACAGUCUUGAUACGCUCAGUAGGCAGGUGUCCUCUGAGCUGAGUCAAUGCAAACAGAACACACAGGGUGUUUCUGAUGGUAUCUCCGUUGUCAAUGGACGUGUGACCAGACUUGAAAAGGUGUGUGGAAGGCUAGAUGGGGUAACCGACAACAUCAGAGAGCUGAAAGAGGGACUGGAGAGAAAUGUUGGUGGUCUGCGGGACUGUGAGAGCAGGAUGAACGCCACCAGUGGAAAUCAUGGAGGAGAGAUCAUCGUACUGCAGAACUCCAUGCAGAGGCUCCAGGCACAGCUGUCCUCGAUGGCCAAACACGUGUUGAAAGACGUCACCGCCAAAGAGCCAGGAAUGACCUUAAGACCAGAGAGGCCGGCUCUUCAGCCAGAUUCAACCAGGACCAGAAUCCAACAAAUCCACAUCCCUCUCAUCAUCCCGCCGCAGCCGUCCAACCCCAGACAGCCGCUGCAGCCCAACAGGCACACGAUACAUAUCAGCCCGCCCAUCCACCCGUCCAGCCCCCGGCAGCCCGGCGGACCGCCCGUCCCCCCCCUGGUCCCUGUCCGGCCGGUGGUGGAGACGGGCGAGGCCGGACCCCCGGGGUACAGCCGCAGGGUGACGGUCCGCAGAGAGUCUGAGGACUCGUCCAACGUGCCCGUCAACGGAUUUGCUGGAGCACCAGGCUAUCCUCCUCUGCAGCCUGCAUCUUUCAAGCCUCAAUCAGACAGCCGCCAAGUUCCUGUAGCUGCAAAGAUGCCCUGGAACCCGAUGCAACACACUCCCGUUAUAUCACCAGUUUCGGCCCCCAGCAGUGGCUUUGAGGAGCCCUUCUCCUUCUCUGCCGGCCUCACACAGCAGCCGCUCAUUGGAGAGUUCGGCUUCAUCCGCUUCAACAGAGUCAUCGUCAAUGAUGGAGGACACUACAAUCCACACACAGGGAUCUUCACCGCCCCUCUGGACGGCCGAUACCUGAUCUCAGGCCUGCUGACGGCGCAGCGGGGGGACCGGGUGGAGGCCGUUCUGUCCGUGUCUAACCGCAGGGUGCAGCGGCUGCAGAGCUCUGCAGGUCCCGGCCAACACGGGGCCCCCCCGACUGGAGACUGUGGCUGCGGGGGGUCCGUGUCCUUCAGCGUGAUCCUGCCUCUGAGGAAAGGAGACCGUGUCGGCGUCGUGAGGACCGGGGGCCGGCUGGCCACCACCGGGGCCCGGGAGACCCUCUCCACCUUCAGUGCCAUCUUCCUCUACGCACCGCAGCACAAGUCAUAGCUGCAGCUCAGCUGGGCCGAAACAGCAAGGACCAGUUUGAUCCCAUAAGGACUGGAGGAAAUAAAUGACGAGAGGAAGCAGAGUUUUUUCACUGAUUUGCUGUGAUUUACCACGCAGAGCCGCUGUGUGAAGAUCCUCACUUAUAAGUUCAGUUAGGAAGUCAUUACAUUGCAUUUUGUAAGCCAUUUGCCAGAUAUACCUGAAAACAAGAAGCAGGAUUUGUUUCUAAUAUAUUUGAAGUUGCCUUUUUGUACCUAUUGUGAAUGUCUUGUGUAAAUAAGUGUUUAUAAAUUAACAUAACAAAUAAUAAAAUGUUAUUUUAACAAAA
Molecule: messenger RNA, 3827 nt
Organism: Gymnodraco acuticeps
Lineage: Eukaryota; Metazoa; Chordata; Actinopteri; Perciformes; Bathydraconidae
Gene: emilin2a
Product: elastin microfibril interfacer 2a
Exons: 9
Coding region: 149-3499 (1116 amino acids)
Molecular function (GO): protein binding
Source: RefSeq, a predicted model, not a curated record